UACGGUUGUCAUUGUGUGAAGGACAUUGUGUUGGUGUUGCUUUGUUAAUGAGUUGUUCGUUCCUCAGUUGAAUGUGCGUGACUUGGUCACUUUUCCUACCCGCGCGGGAAACCGUAUGGUAUCUGCUCAAGUUACAAAUCAAUGCAGCUUGGUUUCAGUAGUUGUCAAGCCCCGCGUUUCGUUGGUUUUUUUUUUUUUUGUAUUCUCGCCUCAACAUGGAGAACAACCCGUCCAGUAAUUCAGCUUCGCCACGCGAUCGGUCCAUCCCGAAAAGUAGAGAAGAGCAGGACUCCUCCGCACAAAGGACAGACACUAUCGAUCGCACAUUGUCAAGUGCAUCGUCCACUUCAAAGCAGGCUGAACCCGAGGUAAAAAGACGUGGACGAGGUCGCUUUAAAGCGCCUCCUUCCUCCUCUUCCAUUCAAAGCAGCACACAGUCAGAAAGGCCUUUGUCUCCACCCAAACAACCGGCGUUGCAAAGUAAAACAACGGCUGAAAGCCGUGAACAACAACAACAACAACAACAACAAGAUACUGCUAGAGAGACUCAGACUCAACCCAAUCGUACACAUGCUUCAACGACAAUGACAGCAGAACCAGAAGUAAAACGACGUGGUCGAGGUCGGUUCAAAGCACCUUCUACCCUGCCCUCUCAGAGCGAAACGAGCAAGGAUUCAAUGCAACACAGUCAACAUGACAACUCUCCCCAUACAGAUCAAAAGUCUUUAAAAGAAACUGUAAGAAUUUCGCUUUUCCCCAAGAAAAAAAAGGUGACACUUCAAAGGCUGACUGAUUCGGGUUACUUUAUAUUAGGAUGCUAUUGAUGUGCUCGCUAGCCAAGUGAAUAAGCUUGUCUUGAACGAAGAACCUGCAGUGAAUCAACGCCGUCCAAGUCAGCCUACCUUUCAAAAUAGAAAAAAUAGCAAGACCAUUUCAUCCCAAGAUAGGAAUGAUUUUUCAGAGCCACAAACGAUCAAAACAGAAACAGUCGCCACUGUACAUGGUAACUUGAUAGCAGCGCCCCC
Messenger RNA from Mycotypha africana, 1025 nucleotides. RefSeq lists its product as uncharacterized. Bases 216 to 824 code for a protein of 202 amino acids. The transcript has a single exon. The record is from RefSeq and is a predicted model, not a curated record. NCBI's taxonomy places the organism in Eukaryota, Fungi, Mucoromycota, Mucoromycetes, Mucorales, Mycotyphaceae.